UUUUGCUCUCUUUCUUCACUUUCUUCUUGUCUCUGUUUUCUUGGUAAAGCUCAGAGAUGAAGAAGGUACUCGGUUGGUUUUCCCCAAAGGGUUCCCCCAAAAACCGCAACCGGAAUCGCAGCACCACCGCCGCCGGCGACAACUCUCCCCGUGUCAAAUGGGUUCACCCCGGCGACAACUUUCCCCGUGUCAAAUGGGUUCACCCCGGCGACAACUCUCCCCGUGUCAAAUGGGUUCACCCCCGGAAUCCCACCGCGGAUGCCACCACUUCCGCUCCCUCUCCUUCUUCAAGUCCCCUUCCCACUUCCACUCCCGUUCCCGCUUCCGCUUCAGCCUCUACUUCCACAAACUGGGGAAAGAGCGAGAAAGAAGAUUAUUCUGCUCUUGCAAGAAUCGAUGAACUUACUGAGGAAAUGGAGACUUUAAGCUUAAAUUUAGGAGAUGUGCCUAUACAGAAAUUCAGUUUCGUUCAACUUCAGCUCGCAACAGCCAACUUUAGCCCUGAUAUGUGUGUGGGUCGAGGAGGUUUCGGCCAUGUUUACAAAGGGAUCCUGGCUCCACAGGAACAAGAAGUAGCUAUAAAGUGUCUUGACCCGAAAAGCGAUCAAGGAACCCCGGCAUUUGUUACUGAAUUGGAGUUACUGAGUAACACAAACCACGAAAACAUUGUCCGAUUGAUUGGAUAUUGUGCUGAGAAUGAGCACAGGAUGUUAGUUUAUGAGUACAUUAGAAUGGGAUCUUUGGAAGAUCAUUUACUAAAUCGCUACGAUGGUGGUCAUCUCGGAAUUCUGGACUGGGAUACAAGACUUAGAAUAGCAUAUGAAAUAGCAAAGGGUGUGCUGUAUCUUCAUAGAAUGGAGCCUAAUAUCCUAUAUAGGGAUAUAAAAAGCGCAAACGUUUUGUUAGGGAAAGGUUAUACUGUAAAGUUAUCUGAUUUUGGAUGUGCUACAACAUUCUCACCUGAUGAAGAAGAACUUCAUUUUACAAAGGUUGUAGGCACACAGGGAUAUUUAGAUCCAAGGUAUUUUGCAACAGGUCAUUGUACAUUCCAAACAGAUGUUUACAGCUUUGGUGUUGUUCUUUUGGAGCUCCUCACUGGUAGAAAAGCUCUUGAUGUAAACAGACCACCCGACGAUCAGAGUCUCGUUAUGUGGGCAGGAAGAGUAUUCCAUGAUAAGACCAGGUUCACAGAAAUUGCUGAUCCAUUGCUAAAAGAUAAAUUUGAUGACUUCACUUUCAAUGCACUUGUUCAUAUGGCUCGGUAUUGUGUUCAGUAUGAGCCUAAGUCGAGGCCCCUAAUGUGUCAUAUUGUCGAUGUUCUAAGACAAAUGAAUAAAGUUGCUAUUGAACCAGAAAGUCCUAGAUUCAGAACGCUAACCCAGAGUCCUACAGUUCCUUCAGCUUCUGCUGCUCCAGUUAAAUCGUGUUGAAGUUACAUUUUUUUGGUUUGUUCAUAUAUGAGAUAAAAUGUGCCUUUAGAAUGUGAUUACUCAUUGGUCAGAAUUUAGACCACAAACUAUGUCAUGAAUCAGUUCUUUACUUCAUCCUAAUUUUCUUUAGUUUG
Molecule: messenger RNA, 1564 nt
Organism: Lathyrus oleraceus (garden pea)
Lineage: Eukaryota; Viridiplantae; Streptophyta; Magnoliopsida; Fabales; Fabaceae
Product: probable serine/threonine-protein kinase PBL25
Exons: 3
Coding region: 57-1430 (457 amino acids)
Biological process (GO): protein phosphorylation
Molecular function (GO): ATP binding; protein kinase activity
Source: RefSeq, a predicted model, not a curated record